Panicum virgatum (switchgrass) is the source of this 1907-nucleotide messenger RNA. RefSeq lists its product as uncharacterized. Bases 384 to 1907 code for a protein of 507 amino acids. The transcript has 3 exons. Gene Ontology annotation, molecular function: protein dimerization activity. The record is from RefSeq and is a predicted model, not a curated record. NCBI's taxonomy places the organism in Eukaryota, Viridiplantae, Streptophyta, Magnoliopsida, Poales, Poaceae.
UACUAUGAUGUCUAUUAUUAACUUUAUGAUCUUUUGCCAUGGACGCAUGUUCUUUCACAAGACUGUAGAUGCAUCUGGUUGUACCCAAAAUUCAGAUUUUAUCUAUAAGAUUCUCAAAGAAGUGGUUGUUGUUGAGGUUGGGAUACAAAAUGUUGUUCAGAUUGUCACAGAUAAUGGUGCCAACUACAAGAAAGCUUGCAAGCUGCUCAUUGCUGAGUAUACUCACAUCACUUGGCAACCAUGUGCUGCUCACACAAUUAAUUUGAUGUUAAAGGACCUAGGGCGUUUUCCUCUUAUUGAGCAUGUAGUGGACAGUGCAAAGAAAUUUUGUAGAUUCUUGUAUAACCAUAAUAGGUAAUGACUAGUAUAAUUGAGAAACUUAGAUGCUGAAUAUAAAUGUGCUGUGUAAUGACUCUUAUGCUUGCUUUCUGUUCAGGCUGCAUGCUAUGAUGAGAGAGAAGAUAGGAGGAGAGCUGAUUCGGUGGAACGCCACUAGGUUUGGCACGGUUUACCUAUUUCUUCAGAGUUUUUGGGAUAGGAAGGAUCAAUUUAAGUUAUGGAUGGCAUCUAAGGACUGGGAGGAUUGUGCAUGGGCUGGUGAAGAGGACCAUGAAUACACUGAGGCUUGUUUGUCCCAAAAGAACUGGUGGAAUGAUAUGGAGUUGGUGUUAAAAGCUGUCUCACCAAUAUAUACUGUCCUUCGGUUUGCUGAUCAGCAGAAAAAUGCUACUGUAUCUGGAUUUCUUGAAAAAAUGACACGUGCUGUAAAGGACAUAAGUACCAAUUUAAGUGACCGAAGACAUAAAGAUCUCCUUGACAGUUGGAAGCAAAUAAUCAACAAAAGGCUUCACUAUCUUCUUAAUGAUACUCUCAUAGUUGCAGCUGCUGCACUAGACCCAAAAACAAUUUAUACUACCAAGCUUUCAAAAAGUUCAAAAUGCAAACAUGCUGUAACAUUGGCUCUGAAGAAGCUUGCUCGUUCAUCUUCAAAGGCUUCCGCUGCAAUUGACCAAUAUAUCCUCUUUAGAAAGCAAGGAAAGUUAUUUGGAGGAGAAGAGGCUCGAAGGUCGGCCCUUAAUGGCCGUGUGAGUGCAGCUGAUUGGUGGGAUCAAUAUGGCGGGGACUACCCGGACCUGCAAUACUUUGCAAAGCGUAUUGUUUCACAAUGUAUGUCUUCUAGCGGCUGUGAAAGAAAUUGGAGCACCUUUGCCUUGGUUCAUACCAAAUUGAGAAAUCGUUUAAGUUAUGACAAGCUCCAUAAAUUAGUUUAUGUGCACUAUAAUUUGAAGUUGCGCAUCCAACUAUUUCAAGACGAAAUGCAAAGCCUUCAGGACAUGCAAUGCCAUCUUGAAUCAGAUUCUGAUCCUUGUAGCAUCUUGAUGGAUUGUGCUAUGUAUGAUGAAGACAACCCGAUCAUGGAUUGGUUGUGCAACUCUAGAAGUCAGUCAGUACCGACUCUUGAUGAAUAUGUUGAUAGUGAUCUUGACCUUGAACCACCCAAUCCUAGUGCAUUUAUUGUAGAAGAGUUGGGGAUGGACGAAGCAGAGGUGGCUGCAUUUAAGAAUGUUACUUUUCCCAAAAAACGUGGUAAGAAAAGAAGGUUAGCAUAUGAGGAAGAAGAGGAAGAAGAUUUUGCAGAUGAUGUUGAAUCAGAUUCUGCCCAAGGUAGCCCUACGUAUGUCGAGUCAGGGGACAGCAGCUCUGAUGAUGGAGGUGAUAAUGGUGAGUUUUCAGUUUUGAUUGUAUUCUCCACAUUCUUUGUAUUAAGUUUGUCAAGGCCACAUAUAUUCGAUCAAAAUGUUAUUUUUGUCGAAGGUCACGGUGAUGAUGGUGACAUUGGACGGGCUUGUGGUGAUGAAGAACCUGUUGGAGAUCCAAAUAAUGGUGGUGGUACAAAUGAGCUUUGA